AAGAAUCACAGAAUUCAGGUUCUUAAUGAUAACAUAGUUUUUUUCCUUAUAAUCUUUUUUCCACUAAAAUUGCCCAUCUAUUUCAUGCUUCUCUGCAUCGAUUUAUUUAUUUAUUUUUUAUUAUUUCAAUUGCUAAACAACCCAUACAUGUUCAACAGAUGAACCCUAGCUCAGUUUUGCUGGAGGGCUUAGAAUCUUCGUUCAAGACUAUGCCUUCUUCUUCAAAAAUUAAUCAGGCAAAACUUGAAGAAAUUGGAUGUCCGGAAGGAUCAGUCCCUAUUCUGAGAAAAAACAAAAGAAUGCUAAAAGCUGAAGCUAAUUUAUGGGGUUUUGAAAGCAAAUACCAAGCAACUGGAUAUGAUUAUGCUGGAAUUAUCAUGAAACCAAAUACCGGAGAGAAAAUUACAGGAGCUAAAGCAAGACUGGAAUUAUACCAACCUUAUGUUGAAGAUCAACAGUUUAGUGCAUCUAUGAUUUUGCUUCAAUCUGGAUCCACCGAUAACAAUGCCUCUAUCCAUGUAGGAUGGAUGGUAAACAAAGAUUACUUCCACGAUACUCAAACGAGAUUCUUCUCAUCCUGGAGUGUAUGUCCUUCCAUCUUCUUUUUCAUUUUUCGACAGCAAACAAAUAACAGAAAGGAAUCAGCCUGCUACAACAAUGAUUGUCACGUAUUUCUUCAAACAAGUUAUAAAUACUCCUUAGGUGCCAUUUUCAGCAAUGUGUCUAAAAUUAAUGAGAUGCAAUAUGUUGUGCCAAUGUCCUUGGUCCUGGAUACUGAGGCUAAGGCAUGGUGGCUUUACAUUUUCGAUACACCACUUGGGUACUGGCCAGCAGAGUUGCUUAACAACCUAAAGGAUGGUGCUGAUUUAGCAUUCAUGGGAGGAAUGGUCUUCAGCAACAAACCUUAUUCUCCUCCCAUGGGAAGCGGGCAGGAAUUUGGCAAUGGUUCUUUCGAUAAAACCUGUUACGUGGACCAAGUCACAGUAGAGAAGAGUGGCAGUCAAUUCAUGGAUCCAAGCGGCUUAACUGUUGAGAUAAAAAAUUCUCGCUGCUACCAUGCUGGUAAUAAUCGUUAUUUUGAUGACAAAAACGGCUACAUGUUUGCUUUUGGAGGUCCAGGUGGUGAUUUUGCAAAGUGCGCCCACUAAUUGAUAACAAGCUUGUUAUCCUAUCUCCCUAAGAGCUGGAAUUUCCAAGUUAGAUAUCUAAGUUUGAAUAUAAGGAUAUUGAUGAGGAGUUUGAGAAAGGAAUCAUUAUCAUUUUUUGUUUAGUCUGUCUAUUAUCUAACGUAUCGAAGAAACAAGCUUGUCAUGUUAUCUUUAUUUUUUCAAAGAAUUCCUUGAUGUAAUACAAUACGGUUCCAUGU
Rubroshorea leprosula is the source of this 1366-nucleotide messenger RNA. NCBI's taxonomy places the organism in Eukaryota, Viridiplantae, Streptophyta, Magnoliopsida, Malvales, Dipterocarpaceae. The record is from the annotation of a GenBank genome assembly.